GUGACGUCCCGUUGGUGACGAACCAGGAAAUAAAAGUAAACAACGUACAGGAAGAACGAAAAUGUUAUGUAGCGUUAGUCGUCGACUUUUGUUUCUCUGCGGAGAUUUAUUGCGAACGCAUGAAGGAUUUAUAUGCCGAUAAGGACAGAGAGCCGGUUAGAGACAGGCUGGAGACCGGAUGAAAUGCCCUCACGACCAUGGCUUAAAAACAUCGCCUUGACGUUAGAUUUAGCAAUGUUAGCCAUCAGGUCGUCCGAGGAGGAGUCCACUGAGACUGAGGAGAUGGACACCUCAGAGCCCAACUGGUGCUGGUUCUACCUGGCUGAGUGUGGAGUGUGGCACAUGUUUGAGAUUGAUCCCAGUGCAGCCUGCUCUGUGACGAGUGCUCAGAUCGAGCAGUGCUACAACAGAAACCAGCGAGGUGUCAUGGAAUUCUACACGGCCAAGUACACCUACAGACUGGACUUCUCAGUCAUGCGGCAGAUAAACGUAACGACAGGGAAGCAGCGGCCAAUCAAACGCUCCCUCCACUCCGCAACUGGCUUCAGGUUUAUAUGUGAUAAUCUCGCCUUGCCUGUUCCCUGUCACUGGGAGAGAAUCAAUACAGAUGAGCCCUAUCAGCUCAUCCAGCUUGGAAGAGACACCUAUGAGUUUAAAGAAGUUGCGAGGCUGUACGAAAGGACAAUGGAUCAUCCGAUCAAAUCCAUCCAGAGGAUUCAGAACUUGGACUUGUGGGAAUUCUUUUGCAGAAAACACAGUUGCGAAAAGUCAAGCGCACAUUGGAUAUUGAGGAGAGAAUGCUGUUUCAUGGCACAGGACACAGCAACAUACAAGCUAUAUGUACAUUUAACUUUGACUGGCGGCUCACAGGAAGCCAUGGCGAUGUCUAUGGCAAAGGGAGCUACUUCGCCCGGGAUGCCAAGUACUCGAGUAAGUUCUGUCACACCACAGGGAAGCACAACACCACCCUGCAGAGACACGGACUCGCCCCGCCGAUAUUUGCCAGCGAGCCGCCCUACAAGACCAUGUUCCUGGCCAGAGUGCUCGUUGGAGAAUACACAGUCGGCCAUCCGAUGUACUGCAGACCGCCUUCGAAGGACGCCAGCUUCACUAACUUUUACGACAGCUGUGUGGACGAUAUGGCCAAUCCAAAGAUUUAUGUCAUUUUUGACAGCAAUCAGAUUUACCCAGAGUAUCUGAUUGAGUUCUACUGAAGCCAGAGAUGAGAAAAUAUGUACUUUUUCCUCUCUCUCUCUCUCAAACAUGGAAAUAAUGUGGAUGCAGAAACAGAUGACAAGAGGAUGCAGUGGAAAUCUUCUUUUUCGGUCAGAUCUGGUGCCUAACUGGAGCAUGAGUCAUCUAAAGUGCCUUUGGGGGAAAUGGAAAAAGACAGUCAAGGCUUUGUGUACAGUCUCUAUGCUGUGCAGUGUAUACUAAGAGGCCCUUAUGGUUUGAACGUUUCUGUGAUGUAAAAAAAGAAAAAAGAUGCUGAUGAGAGAUCAGCAUCUGUGGCAAUUUUGUAUUAAAUGCAGAAUCUGUGCUUGCUCAUUCAG
This is a messenger RNA of Acanthopagrus latus (yellowfin seabream), 1553 nucleotides long. RefSeq names its product protein mono-ADP-ribosyltransferase PARP11-like. The transcript has 9 exons. Lineage: Eukaryota; Metazoa; Chordata; Actinopteri; Spariformes; Sparidae. The coding region runs from base 133 to 1200 and encodes 355 amino acids. The record is from RefSeq and is a predicted model, not a curated record. Gene Ontology annotation, molecular function: NAD+ poly-ADP-ribosyltransferase activity.